GCACACGAGAAAGGCAAUCCAGAGAAGAACGCUACAGCAAUAGUUUCUCUCUCAUUGGAGAAGUCAAUACGAUUCGAACAUGACUCGUAUUCCCUAAGGAUAACACCGUCUAUGCCACUUCAUACUGUACUGCUCACAGUGAAGGCAUUUUCAAGUCAGGGUGCGGCAGUCCGCUAUUCGCUGGGAAAUGUGAAUGCCGUCGUGUCCGUUGGCGAAACCACUGGGCAAUUGACAUUUGCUGGACUACCAAAAGUAAAAGCAGGGAUCCUUCAGUAUGAGCUAAUGGCCACGAACCGAAUAGAGACAACCAAAGCCAAGCUGACGGUGGUCGUGGAGACAGAAUCAGGCUGCUGUUCACGAAUGGAAUUCGAGAAACAAGAGUAUCAUUUACAAAUGGGAUCUUUCCCUGUGAUAGGUACUAUCAACGUCCGCGGGCAACAAAAGCCGAACUAUAGGCUCAUGAAUAUGAACAAGUAUUUUGUCGUCGAUCAAGAUGGUGUGGUUCGCCUUCAACUGGAAUCACGUCCACCUUGUGCUACAUGUGAAUUGGUUGUAUUAGCUACUAGGGACGACGGCGCUACCAGUGUGGCAAAGAUUAUUGUAAAAAAUCCGUCAUUUGCCGCCACGUCGUCUUCAAUCUUGACUGUGAUGAUAUUCGUGAUCUUGGCGUUAAUUUUCGCCUUGUUACUGGUAUUCGUGUUUCGAAAAGCGCACUACGCCAGGCAUUACGUCGUUAACGCCGAUACAGAGAAGACCUUUGAGCCGUCCAAAUCACCGGCUCCGAAGCGGACGGCAGGUGCUCAUCUGGUCCCGGUGACGGUUACCAGACAGGACGGUGCUCCAACUGUGUAUUUUUGA
Ostertagia ostertagi is the source of this 858-nucleotide messenger RNA. The record is from the annotation of a GenBank genome assembly. Lineage: Eukaryota; Metazoa; Nematoda; Chromadorea; Rhabditida; Trichostrongylidae.